This is a messenger RNA of Varroa destructor (honeybee mite), 2165 nucleotides long. RefSeq names its product regulatory particle non-ATPase 8 (gene Rpn8). Gene Ontology annotation, molecular function: metallopeptidase activity; protein binding. NCBI's taxonomy places the organism in Eukaryota, Metazoa, Arthropoda, Arachnida, Mesostigmata, Varroidae. Gene Ontology annotation, biological process: proteasome-mediated ubiquitin-dependent protein catabolic process. The record is from RefSeq and is a predicted model, not a curated record. Gene Ontology annotation, cellular component: proteasome complex; proteasome regulatory particle.
AUAGGAAAAAUACCGUUCCCGAAACGCUGACGUUGUGUUUAGUUGUCCGAAUGUUUGCAUCUUCUACCAGACUCGCACCUAAGACGCGGACCAAGAUUGGACCCGCUCCGAAUAUUUGUUGCCAUUUGAUGAGAUCCCAAGUCUUUUUCUGUAAUUAACCGUGCACAGGGAGUGACUGGCAGCUUUGGUUUUUUGUGUGCGACGGCUGAAAACGAGAGUUGUGUGUGUGUGUAUAUUUUUGACAGUUUUGUAAACCUUUGGAAAUAUGGCAGCGGUCGCAACCUCUACGAGCGCUCAGGAAAAUCUUCCGAAGCCGGCUACUCAUGAGCUGCUAGUAUCAAAAGUAAUCGUCCACCCAUUGGUUCUUUUGUCGGUCGUAGAUCACUUUAAUCGCAUGGGCAAGAUUGGAAAUCAGAAGAGAGUGGUCGGAGUUCUCCUUGGCUCGCUGAAAGAAAAGGGAAUCCUCGAUAUUUCAAACAGCUUUGCCGUUAAUUUCAAAUUGCCGGAGACUGUCUAUUCACGUUUUCUACUAUUUUCUACGCUGCCAAUGCUAACUUGCUUUCCCUUUGAUGAGGAUGAACGCGACAAAUCAGUAUGGUUCCUCGAUCACGACUACCUCGAAAACAUGUUCGCCAUGUUUAAAAAGGUGAACGCUCGCGAACGUAUUGUUGGGUGGUAUCACACGGGACCAAAACUGCAUCAGAAUGAUGUGGCGAUCAACGAACUGGUACGCCGCUACUGCCCAUUAUCAGUGUUAGUUAUCAUUGGAGCGAAACCAAAAGAUCUCGGAUUGCCGACCGAGGCGUACAUCUCCGUCGAAGAAGUCCAUGAUGAUGGAACGCCGACCUCGAAGACGUUUGAGCAUGUGCCGAGCGAGAUCGGUGCCGAAGAGGCCGAAGAAGUUGGGGUAGAACAUCUUCUCAGAGAUAUCAAGGACACAACAGUUGGUACCCUCAGUCAACGCAUUACUAGCCAAUUGAUGGGUUUGAAAGGUUUACAUCAACAGAUUGACGACAUUCGUUCGUAUCUCGACCAUGUAGUAUCCGGUCAGUUGCCCGUAAACCACACGAUUAUUUACCAGCUUCAGGACAUUUUUAACCUACUGCCUGACGUGUCGACAAAUGAGUUCGUUAAAAGCCUGUAUGUCAAAACUAACGACCAGAUGCUCGUCGUCUACCUCGCCUCUAUGGUUCGAUCCGUCAUCGCACUACACAAUCUUAUUAACAACAAGAUUACAAACCGGGACGCUGAGAAAGAGGGUGAAAAGGUUACAUCGCCAAAACGGGAUGAGUCGAAAGAUGGAAAGGACGCUAAGGGGGACGGUAUCGGAAAAGACUCGAAGGACAUGAAGAAAGAUGAGGCUACUGGCAGGGGCAAAGAGGAGGCGACAAAGAAGAAAUUACAAUAGCUAUUAUCAUUUAAUUUUGGAGGCCAAAAAGUGGGUAAACGACUGAGUGACUGCUUCGUUACUAAACACUGGUAACACAAGCAAACACCGUAAUGGUUGUCUGUGUGGGCGGGGAAGAAUCAUGCGUUCGCUGUACGCAGAUAUUUAUGAAUAUAAAGAGACCCUGUAUAUAACGAAAGUGAGUUGUCUUUCUUCGUCUGAUUUAUUCUCUGUCUCAAGAUUUUUGGCUACUUUUACACAAAAGUGUUAAUAUGACAAUCGAUACCACUCUAUUUACACUUGUUUAAAGAAUUGAUAGACACGUUCUGUUGCUUGACGGCACUCAUCAUCUCUAGCAUCAUAUAUGCCAGUUGAAGUUAACUGUGCAAGUUAACUGUGCAGAAGGCACUGCAGAAUCAUAGAUAAUUUUAUUUGUAGACAGUUGUCAUACUACCAUGUUGUUGUUCAAAAUAAGGAGAUCAAAAUGCUUUGUUUUGGAUUUUAGGGUGUCAAUGAAAGUAUUUGAAGAUACAUUGGACGGAUCUCGAUGGGAGAGACCGUUUGGUGGACAAGCAUAUAACGAAUCACUAUCCUUUUUAUAAUUUCUUUGUUUAUAUGGACAAAUAUUGAUUGAUAAAAAGUUCAUUUAUGCAUCUAAAAGGUUUGAUUUGGCUCCCUAUUACACAAGAGUGAUUGAGGUGUUUCAAUACCACCACACCGUUUUACGAAUUUUGUCUUAUAAAAGCAAUAUUUUCAUUUUGAUUUAUAGUAAUAAACG